Styela clava is the source of this 2546-nucleotide messenger RNA. The record is from RefSeq and is a predicted model, not a curated record. NCBI's taxonomy places the organism in Eukaryota, Metazoa, Chordata, Ascidiacea, Stolidobranchia, Styelidae.
AUGUCUACAAAACGUGCAGUACUCGAUAAUAAAUUGGCAGUAUCGGCUUUCUCAAAACAAGGAAGACUGACGUCUGCUCGUCCAAUGAAUCGAAUUAUGCUUGACAUAGCUGCUAAUGGAAUAACAAUGACCAACGGCAAAAUAUGGAAAACUAGCCGAACAUUAGCAGUUCGGAUUUUAAACAAUUUCAAUAAACGAAUUAUAGAAGAACAUAUCUCGGAAGAAGCAAAUUAUCUGUGUGAAUCAAUACAAGAGAAACUUGGAGCAGAUUUGGAUGUUCGCGGUUUCCAUACGAAAGCCAUUGCCAACGUCAUAUUUCGUAUUACAUUCGGAUCAAGAUUUCCAUAUGAUGACAAACGAUUCAAUAUUCUACUUCAACCUGUGUUAAAUUUGACGGAUGAUAACUUUGGUACUGUAUUAGGAAUUCUGAUAAUUGCUCCUUUUAUGAGACAUUUUCCGUUCUUGAAACAAUCCUAUGGAAAGUUUAUUUCUCAUAUCAAAGUUCUUCAAGGAGCUGUUGAAAACAUUAUUGCCGAACAUCGAGGCGACUAUGAUGAGGAAAAUUGUAAAGAUUUUAUUGAUUACUCACUUGCAGAAGUCAACAAGGGAGCCGUGCCUGAUUUUACGAAUGUUGAAUUGGUGGCAACAGUUAUAGAUUUAGUUGCAGCAGCAACAGAAACAACCACAAGUGUCAUACGUUGGUGCAUUUUGGCAAUAUUGCAUUAUCCUUAUUGUCAGGAAAAGAUUGCAAAAGAACUACAUGAUGUUGUAGGUACUGAAGAAAAGUAGCUAUGAAGCACCAGGAGAAAAUGCCAUACACUCGCGCAUUUAUUCAAGAAAUAUUUCGGUAUCGACCAACAUUACCGCUUGCUAUUGCCCACGAAACCACAUCUGAAAUCCGCAUCGGAAAUUUCAAGAUACCAAAAAAUACGAUGAUUACACCAAACAUUUGGGCGGCUCAUCGUGAUCCAAAGACAUUCGAAAACCCAAACAAGUUUCGACCUGAAAGAUUCAUCGAUGAAAAUGGCGGUUUUAUUCCUUGUGAUGAUGUGAUUCCGUUUUCUAUUGGAAAUCGUCAUUGCAUUGGAGAACACAUUGCAAGGAUGGAAGUGUUUUUAUUCUUCACAACUUUGCUCCAAAGGUUUAAGAUCAGUGCAAGUAAAGACAAACCAUUACCGUCAUUUGAUGAAGGAGUUUUUUCGAUUGGCUACAGUCCAAAGAAAUUUGAUAUAGUAUGUCAAAAAAGAGUCUCCCUGAAUUCUCCUUUAAAAAAAAUCUAGCUAAAACUGCUAGAACAGCAUUGCAUCAAAAUAAUAUAACUGAGAAUCCCCGAUUCUAAAAAACAUCCGACAUUAUUGCCUUGUUUCACGGAACAUCGUGUCCGUGUUCAUGUUGUGUAUAUAUUUUGUUAUGUUUGCCCUUUUAUUUAAUCGAUGCUUUUUUGUCGAAUCUGAGUAUUAUGGUAAGUCACGACGCAUUUUCCUUCUGUAAUACAAAUCACGACGCAUUGAAAAUAAAAUUUGACUAUUUUAGUAUUAAAUUGCAAAAAAAAGGUUCAUAAUACAUUUAUAAAUAAUGCGAUAGUUGAUUUUUAGUGCAUAUAGAUACUCAUAAGGAGACUUAAAUAGGAAUUUUAACAAAUUUGAUCAUUUUAUCGCAAGUUAUAAAUGCGGAAACUUUUCAAAACUUUCAAUUGUAAUCUUCUUAUGAGGACAUGCUUGGUACUUAAUCAAGAGUGAAAUUUCCUUUUUCUGAUAGCUGCUUUCUCCCUCCAUAUAGUUACAUUCUUUUGCAGUUCAUUACUCUUAGUUUGCAAAGUACUUCAUUUCGUGGAUAACUCUUAGGUGUGUAAUUCUUCUCCUCUGGAAAGUUUACCUCCCAAAUAUAAGACAAAUCGUGCUCGGUGUACGCCAGUGCAAUGAGAAAAUCCAUUACCUAUAGCAGUGGUUGUCAAACUUUUUUUGCUCGCGGCGCACUAGGCAAAUAAAAUAAAAAUUGCGGCACACUUGUAAAAAAUAAAGUAACAAACUUAUUCUGCAGGUGUUGAUUCGAUGUGUGUGUCUGUUUUGAGAAACAAUUGAAACGAGGUUCCAUCGCUCCCUUUUUUGCUUUUAAUUUCAGUCAGAGCACAAAAAAAAAACGUUUUCACAGAGCUAUGGAGAUGCAAAUGGCCAGAUUACUUCGAUGAAUUUUGCACAGUCAAAACUUGUACAAACUUGCUUUCCUGUUAACCCAACUAGGCGCGGAAGUCAACAUAGUGAAAGAUGAACGUCUUGUUUGAAUAUACAUAACAACAUAACAAUUAUAGCGUGGCAAUUACCCUUACUACAACGACAAGGCAAAUGCAAUGAUGUUAUCAGUCUAACAAUGGAUAAUGCGCACUGAAGUCUCCCCCGUUGCAUGCAUGCCUAUGUGUAAUAUGAAAAGCUUAUUUUCUAAAAUUCCAAAAAGCUUUGCGGCACACCUGAGAAUCUCUCACAGCACACUAGUGUGCCGCGGCACACAGUUUGAGAAACACUGGCCUAUAGGAAUCCAGUCUGCCAGUA